Molecule: messenger RNA, 1116 nt
Organism: Acanthoscelides obtectus
Lineage: Eukaryota; Metazoa; Arthropoda; Insecta; Coleoptera; Chrysomelidae
Source: the annotation of a GenBank genome assembly
AACGUUGUUUGUGGCGUGUCGCUUUCAGAUAGAUCAGUGGCCAUCGUAUCGUCUAAACAAGGAAGUGUGGUGCAUUGAUAAAUAAUGGAUCCGUGUGUUGUAUACUUGGCAUACAAAUAUAUAAUCAAAAAGAGACGCAAGAGACGUUGGAGCGUUCACCCAAUAAAUAGUGCAAGAAAUCUCAGAGGCACAUAUUAUACACUACACAAAGAACUAAGACGAGACAAUGACAAAUUCUUUAAUUAUUACCGUAUGUCGAUAGCUUCCUUUGAUGAGCUAUGUGAAAAGUUAAAAAACACUUUCAAUAAAGAUAGGGAGCUGAUUCAAGGAUUUGCAUUCGAAGCAGAAGAAAUGUUAUCAAUGACGUUGAGGUAUUUAGGUUCAGGAUGUACCUAUACAGAGCUGCACUACAGCUACAGAUUAGGGGUCACAACGGCAAGUCUUCCAAUUCCAAGAGUUUGCGUUGCCCUAUGGCGUACAUUACAGGAAGAGUGCUUUCCUGUACCUACUGAACAACGUUGGCGCCAAAUUGCCCAAGAUUUUGCAGAACGUACCAAUUUUCCUAACUGCAUUGGCUCUAUUGAUGGUAAACAUUGCAGGAUAAUCGCGCCUGCACAUAGCGGAUCACUGAAUUAUAAUUACAAGAACUUUUUUUCCAUUGUUCUAUUAGCUAUUGCCGACAGCAACUGUUGUUUUAUAUACAUCGAUGUCGGGUCCUAUGGUAAGGAAUCGGACUCCAUGGUGUUUAGACAAUGCUCCUUGUUUAGAAAAUUGGAAGAAGAUACCUUACAUAUCCCAAAACCUGAGAAAGUAGCAGAAACAACACUGCCAUAUGUACUCGUUGGGGAUGAGGCGUUUGGACUAACAAAUAACUUAAUGCGACCUUAUCCUGCAAAGAACUUAACAGAAAAAAGAAGAAAUUUUAAUUAUCGCUUGUCUAGAGCAAGAGGGAAAGUAGAAUGCUCCUUUGGAAUUUUAACUAACAAAUGGCGUAUACUGCAUCGACCGAUGAAUGUGAUGGAGGAAGUCGCUGUAUCCAUCAUCAAAGCUUGCUGUAUAUUACACAAUUUUGUUCGUGUGAGGGAUGGCAUCAGAUUUGAGGAUACUUUGACAUAA